GAAACCGUUCUCCCAUCCCCAGAGAUAUCAUAUCACCCCGCACAGAAAAUGCGUCUCUCCCUCCUCGCCGUUGUUGUUGCUUUGACAGCAUCCAUGUUUGUCAGUGCAUGUAAAACCGAGAAUCAAAUUUGCACGUCACGUCUAGAUUGCUGCGAUUCUAUGUUGUGUGUGCAUACUCAGCCUGACGUGAGUAUGAGAAAGUCGCUGUGCAGCCAGGAUUCAACCACAUGAGUAAAAACUCACAUUGGAAUCUGCAGACCAUAACUGGCGGAGGGAAAAUUGAGCCGACAGCCCGAGCGGCAUGUCGCGUCAUUCGCAGUGACGCACUCAAUCAUUACAGUUGCUUUUGGUCAAAUUUUCAUACCGCUCGAGCAAUGUAAAUAUGUGAACUUAUCUAAAAAUGAUUGACCAUGCCUAGUCUUGCUCGUCGUCCACUGAGCCUGAGUUCAAGAGGCCACCGAAACUAGCG
Suillus fuscotomentosus is the source of this 469-nucleotide messenger RNA. RefSeq lists its product as uncharacterized. The annotation marks the transcript as partial. NCBI's taxonomy places the organism in Eukaryota, Fungi, Basidiomycota, Agaricomycetes, Boletales, Suillaceae. The transcript has 3 exons. The record is from RefSeq and is a predicted model, not a curated record.